Pocillopora verrucosa is the source of this 848-nucleotide messenger RNA. NCBI's taxonomy places the organism in Eukaryota, Metazoa, Cnidaria, Anthozoa, Scleractinia, Pocilloporidae. The record is from RefSeq and is a predicted model, not a curated record.
UUUAUUGCCGAAAAACCCAUGGAUAUUACGCAGUAAAAACCUUUAAGGAGAAUGAAGCAAACAAAUCGAUGGUGUUGAAAGAAACAUUCAUCCUCCUCCACUUGGCCGGGAGUUCCAGGGUUACCCAGUUAUGCCGGGCGUUUACCAUCAAACUCACAAAAACAGCCUUAGCGCUUGAGUAUUUGCCCGGUGGGGACUUUGCUGGAGUUCUGCGAGCCCAGGGAGGAAAACUGAGUGAGGAACGCGCCAGGUUUUACGCCGUCGAUAUCGGCCUGGGAUUGAAAUAUUUGAAUUCGAAAAACGUCAUCCACAGAGAUCUAAAACCGGAAAAUAUUCUGGUAACCUCAAAUGGCCACCUGAAGCUGUCAGACUUCGGUCUGAGCGAAUUUGUCGGCUUUGCAGUCACUGGAGUAUGUGGAACUUAUCCAUAUAUGGCGCCUGAGAUGAUCAUGGGAGAGUCUUAUACUUACUCUGUGGACUGGUGGUCCUUUGGCGUGACUUUAUUCCUGAUGCUGACCGGCAAGCUACCAUUUUAUGGUAAAGACAAGAGACAACUUUUCGAAAACAUCGUAUACACAACGCCUGAUAUCCCCAAUUGGCUUGGGAGAGAGACCAGAGAUUGCCUUUUCAAGCUUCUCCAAAAAUGCCCGGAUGUGAGGCUUGGCGUUGACAAUUUUCAAUACCAUCCGUUCUUCAGCUGUCUUCAGUCUUCAGAACCUCUCGCAAUUGCAUGUGGUCCAUCCGCGGUAAAUACGACAGCAGAGAAUGAGAUUAACUACAUCUCUGGAUUUUCAUCUUUACUGUCAGACGAUGCAAAUAUCAUCAUUGCGAUGUUCAAUUGCACUUAA